UCAUCUCUGUCGUCAGUGUCUCUGUUACAGCAACUGAAUCUAUUCAUUCAGCAUGCAGGAUCACAUUCACAGAGGGGCUCUUCUAGCCUGGUGCCUGGUGUUUUUGGUGAUUGUCCAGCAGGUGACCUGCAGCCCUCUGGCACAGUUGGACACACCCUCUUCUGUGCAGAAAGUUCAAAGGUCACUGAAGAGAACUGCUCGAAUGACCCCAUUAUGGAGGAUCAUGGGUACUAAACCUCACGGUGCCUACUGCCAGAACAACUAUGAGUGCUCAACAGGAAUAUGCAGGAGAGGCCACUGUUCCUACAGCCAACCGAUUAAUUCCUAAAAUGAAGACUCCGUCUCUUGAUUCAAUGAGCAACAGGGGCAACUGAAUGUGAAUGUGCAGUUAAUCAUCAAUUAGAUAUAUAGUUAAGGCUAGGACUGACUCCUCUAAAGCCACAAAGGAGGCAAUAGGUAAUGUUCUGAAGAUUGGGCUUAUCAUAAAGUAGGCUACAUAACGUGGACUUUUUCCUCAUAACCUCAUAACCUACAUGCACAGUGUAUUGCUAUAUACAGGAAGCAUUAUUAGUGAGAUUCGAAAUUACAUUUUUGAUGGACUGAUGUGCUGGGAAGGUGAUACAGUAAAUGUUAUGAAGAAUGUCAUUUUGGGCCAGAUUCCCUGAACCAGAUUAAGUCCAGUCCGUGUCCUGGAUAUACCUGGAGUAGAGUAUGGCCCUUGCCACUAACAGCUCAUCUCAGGACUAAGCUCAGUCUAAACAUGGAAACUGGUCUGUAGUAUUAGAUCAUGUUACUUGAAAGCUAUAAAUGCAAGUGAAGGCAAGCGUAAACCGUGAAGUGCCUUAGCUCAACCGAAAAGCCGUUGAACCAAAGUUAGUCUAUGAGAAAAGGGACAGAGAAAGUGCAAAGGUUGCCAUUAUUGAUCGUGUCUAGAUAUUAUUAACCAUUUACCUCCAUCCUUUGCCUUUGUCUAUGUGCUCACGUUUGUAGUAUUUAAUUUAAGACUCAUUUACCUUUCACUAUUUAUGUUGUUAUAAGUGUCUCUUCUCACCAAGCAUCAUUUCAAUAUUGGAUUACUUAUUUAUUGUUUUUCUCUUUUUAUUUUGUAUGAUUCAACAGUUCAUCUAAAGCUCCAUUUUUAUGUAUGUUACUAUAUAUUUCUCUAUAAGAUGUAAUAUUCACUGUACUGUAACUCUAUAUGUGCAUGUCUCAUAUGAGUGAAAUGGGGUUCUGAAAUAAAAAGGUGUUCCGAGAAAAUUC
Messenger RNA from Rhinichthys klamathensis goyatoka, 1260 nucleotides. RefSeq names its product liver-expressed antimicrobial peptide 2 (gene leap2). NCBI's taxonomy places the organism in Eukaryota, Metazoa, Chordata, Actinopteri, Cypriniformes, Leuciscidae. Gene Ontology annotation, biological process: defense response to bacterium; antimicrobial humoral immune response mediated by antimicrobial peptide. The coding region runs from base 53 to 328 and encodes 91 amino acids. The record is from RefSeq and is a predicted model, not a curated record. The transcript is spliced from 4 exons.